Molecule: messenger RNA, 396 nt
Organism: Anthostomella pinea
Lineage: Eukaryota; Fungi; Ascomycota; Sordariomycetes; Xylariales; Xylariaceae
Source: the annotation of a GenBank genome assembly
AUGCACAUCGAACGCCGCAUCAGCUUGUGGCACCACGUCUUCCAGACCACUCCUAGCAUAUACCCGACGCCUGAAGGUCGACUGGAGGCUCAUCUCCGAUACGUAUUUCGUCCAUACCCUUUCGACUUCCGCAACCAGAUUGGCAGUGGAAUUGAGGACCGGGACGUCACCAAAUCUUUGGUCCCUUGGAUAGCAGAGGCGCUGGCACUGGAGCCCGCUGGCAUGCCAAAGGGGUCGUUCCAACUAGUCUUGGAUGGUGACCCCGCCCCCACAAGGUGCUCGGAUAUGUGGCAGAAACUCCAGUACGAUGCCCAUUGGCAAGCAGUCGAACACCAGGCAUGGGAACGAGGCCUGGUCCCCGGCCGGGUCCCCGACGGCGACAACGAUUAUGCUUGA